This is a messenger RNA of Hevea brasiliensis (rubber tree), 630 nucleotides long. RefSeq lists its product as uncharacterized. The coding region runs from base 1 to 630 and encodes 209 amino acids. NCBI's taxonomy places the organism in Eukaryota, Viridiplantae, Streptophyta, Magnoliopsida, Malpighiales, Euphorbiaceae. The record is from RefSeq and is a predicted model, not a curated record. Gene Ontology annotation, molecular function: nucleic acid binding; RNA-DNA hybrid ribonuclease activity. The transcript has 3 exons.
AUGGCAGUUCAACUGAAUUCGAUGGGUUAUGUUCUGGGGCAGCACAAUGACACGGGGCGAAAGGAAAGAGCCAUUUACUAUUUGAGUAAGAAAUUCAACGAUUGCGAGUCGAGGAAGGCAGUAAAAGGGAGCGUGAUUGCUGAUCUCUUGGCAGAAAACCCAAUCCAAGAUUAUGAGGCCUUGGAUUUCAAAUUCCCCAAUGAGCAUAUUAAUGAGGUCGGCAGUGAGGGAAAAGAAUCGACUGAUGUAUGGGAAAUAUAUUUCGACGGAGCUGUCGACUUGUCCGGUAAUGAGAUAGGAGCAGUUUUGAUAUCCCCUGACGGAAAGCACUUCCCAAUAGCCAUCAAGCUAAGGUUCAACUGCACCAACAACGUCAAAGGGGAAUGGCAGACUAAAGAUCCGAAAUUGAUCCCAUACCAAAAGUACCUCCUAGAAUUGAUUAAAAGAUUUGAAGAGAACUCCUUCACUCACCUCAAUCGCGACAAGAACCAGUUUGCCGAUGCCUUAGCCACUCUAGCCGUCAUGGCUCAGAUGGAAGAGGGACAGACAACACAGGUGUUGCAAAUCAAAGCAAGGAGUGAGCCGGCUUAUUGCUUCAUAGUCGAAGAAGAAACCGAUGGUAAACCCUAG